AUGCGCCUCUCCAACCUCACUUACUUCACCCUCACCACCCUCUCCCUCGCAUCACCCCUCCAACCCCGCCAAACCCCAGAAUCCUCCAUCGAAUCCCUCCUAACCAGCCUCUUCGCAACCGUCCAAACCUACACCGGCGCAAUAAAUGCCACCCUCGCCCCCCUCACCCCGUCCUCCCCUUUGCUAGAAAAAACAGCCGCAAUCCCGCAAAUCGGAGCUCAAAUUAUAAAAAUCACGCAAGCGAUCCAGGAUACCGCUUCCGAAAUACGU
Messenger RNA from Bipolaris victoriae FI3, 270 nucleotides. RefSeq lists its product as hypothetical. Lineage: Eukaryota; Fungi; Ascomycota; Dothideomycetes; Pleosporales; Pleosporaceae. The annotation marks the transcript as partial. The record is from RefSeq and is a predicted model, not a curated record. The transcript has 2 exons.